Colletotrichum aenigma is the source of this 1851-nucleotide messenger RNA. RefSeq names its product Laccase (gene Laccase-1). The coding region runs from base 1 to 1851 and encodes 616 amino acids. Lineage: Eukaryota; Fungi; Ascomycota; Sordariomycetes; Glomerellales; Glomerellaceae. The record is from RefSeq and is a predicted model, not a curated record. Gene Ontology annotation, molecular function: copper ion binding; oxidoreductase activity. The transcript is spliced from 6 exons.
AUGAGGUCCACGCUCUCGAAGGGCGUCGUGUUCCUCCUGUACGGCCUAGCGGCGGCAGCACCCAAGUCGUCCUCCGGCAAUGGUGUCUCAAAGAGACAAUCUUCGCCCUCUGUACCAUCGGGCGCCCCGAAUGCUCCGGCACCUAGCGCCCCUGCAGCCUCUAACACACCGGAACCGGUUAACAAGUCUUGCAAUGCUCCCGAUAGCAGAGGCUGCUGGAUGGAUGGGUUUGACAUCAACACCGCCUAUGAGGACAAGACUCCAGAUACUGGAAUUACUCGCCAAUACGAAUUGGUGCUCACCGAGCACACAUCUUUCACGGGUGGAGAUGGAAUGAGCAAGAACUCCGCGAUGCUUAUCAAUGGUGCCUUCCCUGGCCCGACGAUCGAAGCUGAUUGGGGAGAUCACGUUGAAGUGCGGGUUGUCAACAACCUGAGGACAAACGGUACUUCAAUCCAUUGGCACGGUCUCCGUAUGUUCAAUAACAACGUGAAUGAUGGUGUGAACGGUAUUACGGAAUGUCCCCUCGCACCCGGCUCAAGCAAGACAUACAAAUGGAAGGCAGAGCAGUACGGAUCUUCAUGGUACCACUCUCAUUUUUCUGACCAGUACGCCAACGGUAUCGUCGGUGCCAUUAAGAUCAAUGGCCCCACGUCGGCGAACUGGGAUGAGGAUUUGGGUGUCUACACCCUCACGGAUUGGUACUACAAGGGAGCCGAUGAGAUUCGAUCUAGCUUCACCGCGCCUGCGGCUGUCCCUGCUAGUGACAACAUCCUCUUCAACGGAACGAACGUCAACAAGAACGGUGGCGGCAACUACUCUCGAGUCACACUCAAGCCAGGCAAGACUCAUAAGAUCAGUCUUAUCAACAUGUCGGUCGACAACACUUUCUCCGUUCAACUUGUGGACCACAAGAUGACGGUUGUCAACAACGAUCUUGUACCUGUGAAGCCUUUCGAGACAGACUCGCUGUACUUGAGUGUCGGCCAGCGCUAUGAAGUCAUCAUCAAGGCUGAUCAGGACCCCGGAGCCUACUGGUUCAACGUUUCUUUCCCGUCCAACAGGCUCUGCGGCACUUCAAACAUGAAUAAGCCUGCCUCGAUCUUCCAGUACGAAGGUGCAAGCACCAAGGCGUUGCCCCGGGACGCCGGCAAGGCCAUCACGGACGCUCAGUGUCAGGACAAGACGGACUUCGAGCCCAUGUACAGUGUCGACGUAGACCAAAACGGCUUCCAGAAGACUGAUGAUGACACGCUUGAUGUUACUGUUGACACCAGUAGAACCACCAGCAGUCAGCAGGUCUACUGGAAGGUCAAUGGCCAGAACAUGGACAUCAACUGGGACACCCCAACGUUGCAGUAUAUCGCCCAGAAUAAGACCGACUAUCCCGCGGCUUACAACCUCUUCAAGGUUCCUGACGAAAACAAGUGGACCUACUGGGUUAUCGAGAAUCUUUUCCCUGCUCCUCACCCAAUGCAUCUUCACGGUCAUGACUUCUAUAUCCUCGGUCACUCUGAGCCUGCCUCUAGUGGUCGUGGCGAUGGUGUCCGCUUCAACGCGCAGUCAGACACCUCCAAACUGAACUUCAAGAACCCGACCCGUCGCGACGUCACACAGUUGCCCGGGCGUGGCUGGCUCGUCGUUGCCUUCAAGUCAGAUAACCCGGGAGCCUGGCUCUUCCACUGUCACAUUGCGUGGCACGUCAGCCAGGGUCUGAGUGUUCAGUUCCUCGAGCGCUCAAACGAUAUCGCCAGCGUCAUGAAGAUUAGCGACAUUGACCAGACCUGCGACUCAUGGGGCGAUUACUCGGCCAAUGCCCCCUUCCAGCAGACUGACUCUGGCUUGCCAUAG